Messenger RNA from Agelaius phoeniceus (red-winged blackbird), 2195 nucleotides. Lineage: Eukaryota; Metazoa; Chordata; Aves; Passeriformes; Icteridae. The record is from RefSeq and is a predicted model, not a curated record.
AUGCUGGAAAACCGCCCUUUGCCCAUUCUGAAUCAGGAGUCAUCUAUGGAAUUAGCCCUGGAUCUCCUGCUCCAUCAGAGGCUUCUGAUCUCAUCUUCCACUCCUGCUCCCUCCUUUAACAAGGAGCACGGGGCGGGCACCAGCGCGCUGCCUCUCCACAAAUCCCCCCGGGAGACGCGCUCCGAGGGCGCCGCCGGCUCCCGGCGCUCCGCAUCCCGGGAGCGGGCGGGCAAGCCCGGCUUGUGGAGGUUACAGCGUUAAGAAAGGCACACGCUUACCCACCCUAUGAACAAACAGAAAAGCCUGCACCUCUUGUGGACACCGACCUUGCAUGUCUGGCAGAAGCGUCCAGCUGCACUCAGUGGAGCAGCCUGGCCCAGGUGUGUGCCUGGCCGUGACUGUGGCUGUGUUGCAGGAGCCCAGGGGAGUGUUGGGAUGCUCACCAGAACCCCGAGUGUUGUUGCCCAAGUGUUCCUUCUUCUAAGCAUAGUCCUUGUUAUUGCCAUUGCAGUGAUUCAGAUAAAUCAGCAGCAGAUCCUCUCCCCAGGGCUUAAGUAUGGAAUAGUCCUUGAUGCUGGAUCCUCUCGGACUACAGUCUAUGUCUAUGAGUGGCCGGCAGAAAAAGAAAACAACACAGGAGUAGUGAGCCAAACCUUCAAGUGCAAUGUGAAAGGCCCUGGUAUAUCCAGCUAUGGGAGUAGCCCUGGAGCUCUUGCCAAGCCUCUUGAUGACUGUCUGAAUAAAGUGAAGGAGAGAAUACCAGUUCAUCUGCAUAAAAACACUUCUGUUUAUCUGGGGGCUACAGCUGGCAUGAGACUGCUGAGGUUGCAAAAUGAAUCGGCAGCCAAUGAAGUCCUUGCAAGCAUUCAAAGCUACUUCAGAGCUCAACCUUUUGAAUUUAGGGGUGCGCAGAUCAUAACUGGGCCAGAGGAAGGGGUGUAUGGAUGGAUAACGGCCAACUAUUUAAUGGGCAAUUUCUUAGAGAGAAACCUUUGGAGGACAUGGGUCCAUCCUUACAGAAAAGACACCAUGGGUGCACUGGACCUUGGAGGAGCUUCCACUCAAAUUUCAUUUAUCCCCAAGGACCCCGAGGAGCAUCUCAACAGCACCUUGCAAGUGAAGUUGUAUGGUUACAACUACAAUGUCUACACUCACAGCUACCAGUGCUAUGGGAGAGAUGAAGCUGAGAAAAGGCUUUUAGCAUUGCUGCUCCAGAAAUCAAAGACCAGUGCCAAUGUGGAUAAUCCCUGUUACCCUCAAAACUAUAACACAGCAUUAACCAUGAAGGACUUCUUUGGCAGCCUUUGUACACAGUCUCUGAGACCAGCAAAUUACUACCCAAACCAGCCUGUGAAUUUCCAUGGAACAGGAGACCCAGGUCUGUGCCAGGAGAUGGUUUCUUUAUUGUUUAACCUCACUGCUUGCAGAGACAGAGAGGACUGUCCAUUUAAUGGAAUACAUCAGCCAAAAGUUAAAGGGAAUUUUGUGGCUUUCUCUGGAUUCUACUAUACAAUUCAUGCUUUGAAUUUAUCUGGGCAAUUUUCCCUAGAUGACUUCAAUUCAAGUAUGUGGUUUUUCUGUUCACAGAGCUGGGCACAGCUCCAGUUUAUGCUGCCUAAAUUUGAAGAAAUAUAUGCUAGAUCCUACUGUUUCUCAGCCAAUUUCAUUUAUUACUUGCUUGUACAUGGUUACAACUUCAAUGCAGAAACUUGGCCACAGAUACAUUUUCAAAAGGAGGUUGGUAACAGCAGCAUAGGGUGGUCACUCGGUUACAUGUUAAGCCUCACCAACAUGAUUCCAGCAGAAGGGAAGCUGAUCCAGCUACCUCUAAAACCUUCUCUCUUUGCUGGGCUCCUUGUCUUCCUCACAGCCACGGCACUGCUGUGCCUCCUCUUCCUCGUCUACUUGUGCGUUGUGUCGCAUCAGCAGAAGAACGUCCCUCGCGUGGAACACGUGUUUAUUCCAGAAUGAAUGAACUUGGCUGGAGACAAACCAAAAAUGUUACAGUGCUACUAAACAGAACUUUAUUUUGCCCCCCAUUUUUCAAAAAUAAAGACAGAAAAAAUGACUUCUGGACCAGAAGCAUAAAUAGAGAAGGGGCACAAAGGAAUCUGUGAUACGGUGAAUUGGAGUGGUUUUGAAAUAUUUUGGUAAUUGUUUCUGUAAACUUAAUUUGUCCAGUGUGCAGCAGAGAA